Psylliodes chrysocephalus is the source of this 1879-nucleotide messenger RNA. The record is from the annotation of a GenBank genome assembly. Lineage: Eukaryota; Metazoa; Arthropoda; Insecta; Coleoptera; Chrysomelidae.
CUUUACCUCUACCUGUACCGCAGACGAAGUUAAGACCGUGAAAGUUUUAGCUAAUGUACAACUGUUUAUUAUGUAUCUAAACAUAUAAUUUCUCAACUUGAGUCUCUUUUCCGAAUGAGUUUGUGUAAAAAAUGUAAAGAUGUCUGAACCCGUAGUUUCUAGAGAAGAUAUUCCUCUAAAAAAUGGAAAAAUAUCUAAGAAAUGGUAUGCCUGUGAUGACGAUUAUUUUAGCGGUUCCAAAUACAUAAAUGUAGCUUUCGGUACUCUUACUGUCAUCAUUACCUUUGCUCUAGUUAUUCAAAUUUAUUAUGGAGAUUAUCAGGUUGUUCCACAUGGCAGUGUUGCAUCCGAUAGUUUAGAAUGUUCAAAGGUAGGAACAUCAAUUUUGAAACAAGGCGGUAAUGCAAUUGAUGCCGCUAUAGGAACUGCUUUUUGCCUUUCCGUUGCAACUCCACAUCUCACAGGAUUAGACGCAGAAGGUGUUAUACUUAUAUAUAAUCAUAAAACGAAAAACAAUCCAGUAGUGAUAGACUUUAGUCAUGCAACUGUAGCAUCAAAAAAUUUACCAACUCUAGUUAUGGGAUUAGCUUAUUUACAUAAAAACUUCGGCAAGUUAGAAUGGGAAACAUUGAUAAAUCCAUCAGUAGUUUUAGCAAGAAAGGGUGUAUUGGUUUCAAAAAUGCUGGUUCAAGCAAUAACUAAUUCUCAUGCUGAAGACUUGUUUGGACGAUUAGAACCUGGACAAUUUCUUAUUCAGAAAAAAUUAGCUACAAGACUUGAACAUAUUGCUAACAUAUCUAAUCCAGUGUUGUAUUCCUACUUAAACCAAAUAAACGAAACAAUGUUAACAGUAUCGAUUGAAAAGUCGAAAUUCCGAAAUUAUAACAUUUACACUCCGCACGUAAAUUCCAUAGGCCCGUUUUUGACUGAAGCUUUACAAAUAAAUGAUAAAUUAAAUUUCACCAAGGAAGACAUUUCAAAGCCCGAUUUUAUUUACCACAUUGCUGAGAUCGCUAGACAUUUUUACGAAAAAACCAGUGUGAAUGAUGUUUUUCAUGAAGGGACUAUUUCCAAUGUGGGUGUGAUGGAUAUUGAUGAUACUUACGUUUCUUUAGUUACAGGGAUGUAUCAGUUUUUCGGCUCAGGCAAAAAGACAUUGCUAGGAUAUGUAGAAGACAUAAAAAAUAAAGGCACAUUAUCCACUAGAAUACCUAUUUUAAUAACAGAUAGCCAAUACAUUUGUGGAAAACGAAUGGUAUUUGGUGUUAAUAACAUAGCCACAGCUAUCCAAAUUAUAAAUUCUUUGAUAAUAGGAAAUGAAAAUGGAACAGAAAGUAUCGAAGCACCUAGGUUUCAUAUUGGUAGUAAUGGAACAGUAGGAAUUGAAGAUUACCACUUACCUUCUUUUAAUGAUGAAGUUCUGAAAUACUUGGAGAUACUGACUUUAAAGCCUUACGAGGUACCAGAACCUUACGAGAGCAGCAAUAUUGUAGAAAAACUUAAAGAUGAAUUGAGCUCUCAUUCGGACAGUAGAGGUGGAGGAAUUGCUAGUAGAUUUUAAAAUUAUUACAGCAAUGAAUUUCUGUAAUUUUCCUUUAGUUACAUUGGGUCUAUCUGUUUUUUUUUUUUAACUUUUAAAAAUAAAUCUAUCGAUCAACACUUUGGCACAGUACUGUAUUUUACACAUUGGUGUAUAUUAUUGUAUAACAAUUUUUAAUUCAAAUGGUUUAUUUUGUUGAUAUACUAAUUUCCAAUAGUGUAAUUAUUGUUGAUUAUAUAGGUAUGUAUAUUUAAUUUAACACUUAUUUAUUUUUCAAAUGUUGAUUAUUGUUGCAAGAAAAAUGUUAUUUUAUAACUUUUAAAUAAUAAAUAUAUUUAA